AUGAUUGCCUUCGUUCCCUCAUCCGUUCGCUCUUACCUUCGUCUAGAUGCUCCGCCAGACGUUGGGCGUCUCUUGGAAGCCUACGACGUAGCUCGCUACCUCGCCACAUUCAACAGCGCAGCUGAAGUGUUUGGACUCUUGAGCGUUUCGGACGUGAGGAGAGCGCUGAUCAAGAGGCCGCAAAGGGUUGAUUUGUUGAUCCGUCUCUUGAUCGCUCAUCUCGAAGCGCUUGUGCACGAUGAACACUUUUGUCCCAGACCUGUUGCAGCCGCCAAGAAUGCGACCAGCGGCGGACCUCUUGGCUGGAUGGGUGCGGGUGCGGGUGCGGGUGCGACAAGAGGAGCAGCAGGCGCCCAUGAUGGUGAUGGGAGCGCGGCGCAGAGGCGGGACAGGCACAAGGAAUGUUUGAAUUGCUUGAGGAUAUUGACGAGAAUCAUUCCCGUCAUCUUGGAGGGAGAUCACGAUCCCACUUGCAACGCUUCAGCAGAGGGGGAAGGCAACGGCGAUGGCGCUGGCGAUGGCGAUGGCAACAUCAAUCCCAAUCCCAACCUCAACACCCAAUCCACAUCGGAAGGCGAGGCUAACAAUUCGACGCGCGCCAGCCUCAAUACUGAUGAAUUUCAGAAAAGGCUCUUUUUCAGCAAGUUGAGAGCGGAUGAGUUGCCUCCGCUAGGCGAACAGAACAGAGACAACAGCUCGGCACGCGAUGUCGAUGACGAUGAACGGAAAGACGCAACGGAACCCUCGCUGAUCGAACGAUUCCUAAGCGUCGUCAUCGAUUUGCUCUUCUACUCCGGCUUCACCAUUCCUUGGACGCCCGAACAGCUUAGUCUUCCUCACGACACGCCCCCGAGGGAGUCUCGCGUGCACUACGCGAUCUGGGAACAGGGAGUUGGCAGUUCCAUUGAGCUAGCAGGAGCUACUCGAGCGCACGAAUCUGCUCGCGUCGAGCUGAUGAGGUUGUUGCUGGUCCUGCUCAGCAGAUCCAUCUACGUCUCUGCUGCGAAUCAGGCCGACCUGUUUGAUGCUGCUUUGGAGUACACUUCUUGCAAGCUGGACAGGAGCGUCGUGCUGCCUUUGCUCUGCAGCUUGCUCAAUACCGCGGUCAAGCACGCUACAGACUCGGGUUGGCUAGGUGGUCUUGGCAGUCUGGCAGCCAUUCCUGGAGGCCUUGUCAAGGACAGACUGAGCGGCACAGCGGGCGUGCAGGAAAAUCGAGCUGCCUUGGUCGGGCUUUGUCUUCAAACUUUGGACGUCAUCCUUGGCUACGUCCCCAACAUCAAAGACGCGCCCAACAGCUCUGCCUCGAAUUCUCAAUCGCAUCAAAGACCUUCUCUGACAGCUCACUCCUCCACGAGCUCCAUCACCUCCACAUCAUCUGAUGGUCCCAAGAACGCAUCGCAAGCUCAAGCAUCGCUCAUCAAUGCUUUUCGCUUCUACCUUUCCAAGAUGCAUCGACACUCCGACUUUGUGCUGCUAAGUGCUGGCAUGUUCGAGAUGCUGAGCGCAAAGAUCAACUCGAUGGGCAUCCUGCCUUUGGCUUCCGCGGCCGCACCAGCCCUCACCACGGGCUCCGCAGGAGACACGGGUCCAGGCGCGCACAUGCCCGAAGCGCUGCUGCUCCUAUGGCGACUAAUGACUCUGAAUCCUCGUUUCAGACUCUUUCUCCUGGAUGAUCCGGUUCGAGCGCCUCUAUUGCUGUCUCGACUGCUUUUCCAUGCAUUGCACAACAAGGAUUCAGCAGCUCAGCAAGGAUUGGUUCGAUUGUGCGUCUUUGUCCUGCAAGACAUCAGUUCCACGCCUGCUUUUGCUGCUCAUAUCAGUGCUGCGGGAUCAGCGAACAGGGCCAAGAUACCUGGUGGGCAUAAGUGGGGCAUCACUGCUGGCGGAUCCAACGCGGGAGGCGGAGCGGGUGGAGAUGGUGCUGGAUCAGCAGCAGACGUUUUGAUACAGGCGACUUACUCGCUCAUGGCUACGACCAAGGGCAGUCUGUCAACGCUAUACGCCCCUCUGGUCAUCAGCCUGGCCAACACUGCUCCGGCAUGGACGAACAUUACCGUGCUUAGCUCCCAACGUCUGGUCGGCCUCCUCAGCAGCUUCUCUGCCCCGAGCUUCUUGCUCGCAGACGAAUCGCACCCCCGGCUCGUCUUUUUCUUGCUGGAAACCAUCAAUGGCGUCAUUCAUCACCACCCCAAACAGAAUGCGAACCUCAUCUAUGCCUUGCUGCGAAAUCACAAGAGCGUCUACAGGCUCGUCACGUUUACGCUGCGCAAGGGAGUUGCGGAGAUCAGAAGGAACAGAACGCGGGCGGGUAGCGCCUUUGCGAAUAUUGGCGCAAGUAUUGGUCAGCUUCCUGUCACACCGAAUUCGGGCACUACGACUCCUUCAGGAGGUUUGCGCUCUGAGAAGGCGCGAGGCAAGAUGAGAGAGCAAGAGAGCAUCGGCUUGCAGGAAGACACGGGGACGGGCGUAUCGUCAAACGCGUCCGCUCCGUACGCUUCGUCCGAAUUGCCAGCGACGCCCGACGAGGCAGAGGUCUGGGCAGCAUCCUUGACCGAUGCCGAACUGCAACUGGCAGCGGAAAAUAUCGGCAGGAAUGGCUUUGUGCCUACCCAGCCUUGGAUCGCAUCGUGGCAAAAGGGCCUCCCAUUGGAUUCUCUGCAGAUCCUCCUUGGAGAAGUGCUGCCUAAGCUCAACGAGUUGGUCAAGAGCGAUCAGAUACGUGGCAAGUCCGACGCAGACUCUAGGGUCUGCGCAUGGAUUCGAGAAGUGGACUUGGAUCGCGUAUUGCCUCAGAAAACGCCAGUGUAUUUGCGGCCUUUCAAAUGGAACGAGCAAGCUAGGAUAUGGAUUCUUUCUUAUUUGUGGGGUCUGGUGUAUGUCUCUGCCCAAUUGCCAUAG
Molecule: messenger RNA, 2901 nt
Organism: Ceraceosorus guamensis
Lineage: Eukaryota; Fungi; Basidiomycota; Exobasidiomycetes; Ceraceosorales; Ceraceosoraceae
Exons: 4
Coding region: 1-2901 (966 amino acids)
Cellular component (GO): Golgi medial cisterna; Golgi trans cisterna; membrane
Source: RefSeq, a predicted model, not a curated record